CCGUGCGAGCAGCAGCCUCCCCGAGCACGACGCGAGCGCCAGCAUGCGAGUUGUAGCGGUGACGGUGUUGUUGGCGGGAAUGUGCCUGGUGGCGGCCAGGCCAGGCAACACCGGCGGCGGCGGGGGCGGGGGCGGCCUCGACACCUACUCUGCGCCGUCGGCGAGUGGCGGUGGAGGCGGCAGCUACGGGGCACCCGCGCCGCAGUACGGCGCCCCCCAGCAGCCGCCCGUCGUGCACAAGCACGUGUACGUGCACGUGCCGCCGCCCGAGCCGGCGCCCUACGGGCCCAAGAAGUCGCCGCCGCCGCCGCCGCCGCCGCAGAAGCACUACAAGAUCGUGUUCAUCAAGGCGCCGACACCUCCGACGCCGACGGCGCCCGACCUGCCGGUGGCGCCGCGCGACGAGGAGAAGACUCUCAUCUACGUGCUCGUGAAGAAGCCCGAGGAGCAGCCGGAGAUCGUGAUCCCCACUGCGGCGCCCACCAAGCCGUCCAAGCCGGAGGUCUACUUCAUCCGCUACAAGACGCAGAAGCAGCCCGCGCCGGCCCCCGGCGGCAGCUACGGCGCGCCGGCUCCAGGCGGCAGCUACGGCGCGCCCGCGCCCGCGCCCGGCGGCAGCUACGGCGCGCCCAGCAGCAGCUACGGCGCUCCGGCGGGCGGCUCCGGCGGGCCCUACUGA
Molecule: messenger RNA, 679 nt
Organism: Bacillus rossius redtenbacheri
Lineage: Eukaryota; Metazoa; Arthropoda; Insecta; Phasmatodea; Bacillidae
Exons: 3
Coding region: 44-679 (211 amino acids)
Source: RefSeq, a predicted model, not a curated record